This is a messenger RNA of Jaminaea rosea, 672 nucleotides long. RefSeq lists its product as hypothetical. The record is from RefSeq and is a predicted model, not a curated record. The transcript is spliced from 2 exons. NCBI's taxonomy places the organism in Eukaryota, Fungi, Basidiomycota, Exobasidiomycetes, Microstromatales. Bases 122 to 556 code for a protein of 144 amino acids.
GCGGCAAGGGCCGGAAGUUUGAAAGGACGACUUAGCAUGAAUCACAAGCGCAGUCAAUCGAUCAAUUGACGAGCAGACGGUUAGAAAAGGACCGCUUGUGGCCUAGAAAAAGAGGAAUAGGAUGGAGUCAAACGCUCAAAGAGGUGUCAAAGCGAUGGAGUUCAAAUGCCCUGCAUCGUCUCCUCGUCAUCGCCUCACCACCAUCCCUUACUUGAGGCAGGCACAUGCCUCUUCAUUGCGUUCGACGUCGACGGCGAGCCGCUGUACAACGAGAGAGGGAAAAGGGAAAAAUCUGUCAUUCGAAGCCGUCUUGCUCCUGACCCUUGCUUUGCCCUUCUUCUCCUUGGACGCUGGUGGGACGAUAUCCAGGUCCCUAUACACUUCGGAAAGGGUGGGGCUUCCCCUCCUUGGAGGUUGGACGACUCUACGUGAGCGACGCUCCGCGCCGUUGAUGGGCGUGGCCGAGUCGUGCCCGCUUGAAGGGUUGCUGAGCGGUGAGACAACGGGAGUAAGAGUGUGUGAAGAGGGCUGCCGAUGGUGGCCCCCGGUGCCGUGAUGGUGGAGAUGAAAGCGUGAACGCGGCGGAGGCGGGUCGGGUCUCUGUUCCGUCGUUGGGCGAGGGCGAUGCUGAUGGUCGUGGAAUUGGCCGUCGGGCGAGCCAGGCGUGUCCAC